GCAGAUUGUCCUCGCCGGCCAAGAGCGGGGAGGGGGGGAAAAGGGGUGAGGGCGGCCUUUCCCCGUUUAGCCCAAGGACCCGGGGGGGGGUUCGAGGGCAGCGGCGGUGUAUGCGCCCGGCGGCAGCGCGGCGGAGCGGAGCGGGGGCAGCGGGAAGUGAUGAGAAGUUGAGGGAGGGACGGAGCGAGGGUGCCCUCUCCUCUCUUCUCCUCGGCCGCCGCCGCAGGUGCAGCAGAGCCUGGGCGGAGGGGACAGGCGGGGCCCGGCGCCGCAGCGGAGGGGCUCCGGCGGGAGCAGGGCCUCAAAGCCGGGGCCGGACACGGAGCCGCGCGAAACCCGGCUCGACUGAAAGGAAGAAGAGCGGCGAGGAGCGGCUCGACCCGGUCUUCGGCUCGUUACCACAGGCAGCGACCGCGGAGAAACGGCCCUGAAGGGAGAGCGCUAUGAAGCCGUACGCUCCAGCUUUCAUUCUCCUAUGGAGUGCUGUCGGGAUAGCGAGGGCUGCCAAAAUCGUUGUUGUGCCGCCAAUUAUGUUUGAAAGCCAUCUUUAUAUUUUCAAGACUCUGGCCUCAGCCUUGCAUGACCAAGGUCACCAGACAGUGUUUCUCCUCUCUGAGGGCAGAGAGAUUCCUCCAUCUAAUCACUAUAGACUUCAGCGCUACCCAGGGAUCUUUAACAGCAGCACCUCGGAUGAUUUUCUCCAGUCCAAGAUGAGGAGUAUCUUCUCUGGGAGACUGACAGCCCUUGAACUGUUCGAUAUCCUGGACCAUUAUUCCAAGAACUGCGACAUGAUUGUUGGCAACCGAAACCUCAUGCGCGCCCUGAAACAGGAAAAAUUUGACCUGCUCCUGGUCGAUCCCAAUGAGAUGUGUGGAUUUGUUAUAGCUCAUCUUUUAGGGGUUAAAUAUGCCGUCUUCUCCACUGGCCUCUGGUAUCCAGCAGAAGUGGGUGCUCCAGCUCCCCUGUCUUAUGUUCCAGAAUUUAACUCGCUGCUCACAGAUCACAUGAACCUAUUUGAGAGGAUUAAAAAUACUGUUGUUUAUCUUAUUUCAAGAUUUGGAGUCAGUUUUUUGGUUCUGCCAAAAUACGAAAGGAUAAUGCAGAAACACAAGGUUCUGCCAGAACGGUCUAUGUAUGACUUGGUUCAUGGAUCCAGCCUGUGGAUGCUUUGUACUGAUGUAGCACUGGAGUUUCCGAGACCUACGCUACCCAAUGUUGUUUAUGUGGGAGGAAUCCUAACCAAACCGGCCAGCCCUCUGCCAGAAGAUCUCCAAACAUGGGUGAAUGGUGCUAACGAAAAUGGCUUUGUCCUCGUCUCGUUUGGAGCUGGAGUGAAGUACCUGUCAGAAGAUAUAGCAAAUAAGUUAGCACAUGCUCUGGCGAGGCUGCCUCAGAGAGUUAUUUGGAGGUUUUCAGGAAACAAACCAAGGAAUUUAGGCAAUAAUACGAAGCUUAUAGAAUGGUUACCACAAAAUGACCUCCUUGGUCACCCUAACAUUAAAGCUUUUCUUAGUCAUGGAGGUUUGAACAGCAUUUUUGAAACCAUGUACCACGGUGUCCCGGUGGUGGGGAUUCCCCUUUUUGGAGACCAUUAUGAUACUAUGACUCGUGUGCAGGCCAAAGGCAUGGGAAUAUUGUUGAACUGGAAGACCGUCACUGAGAGCGAAUUGUAUGAAGCCCUAGUAAAAGUUAUCAAUGAUCCCAGCUACCGGCAGCGGGCCCAGAGGCUGUCUGAGAUUCACAAAGACCAACCUGGUCAUCCUGUUAACCGGACUGUAUACUGGAUUAAUUACAUCCUCCGUCACAACGGAGCCCAACAUCUACGUGCCGCUGUUUACAGCAUCUCUUUUUAUCAGUAUUUCUUACUGGAUAUUGCCUUUGUUGUACUAGUAGGUGCUGCCUUACUUUAUUAUAUUUUGGCCAGGAUAACAAAAUUUAUCCGCAAACAAAGCAAACAUCUUUGGUCAAGUGACGAACAUAGAGCUGUUAAUGGACACUACCAGAACGGGAUACCGAAUGGCAAGUAUAGAAGAAAUGGCCACAUUAAGCAUGAAAAAAAGGUGAAAUGAGCCAACUGCCCCAUGUAAAGUAGUAAUGAAUCAGAUCAGUAAUCGAAUUUUAUCGCUGUAACUUAGUCUAACAACUACUUAAAACCUCAAUAAGCAGUUCUAACACUCCCCUUCAGUAUGUAAUAUUAUGUGACAAAAUCCUACGGAACUAAGAAAAGUCUUUUAAAAAAAAAAGGCAAGCACAACCUAAAAUGGAAAAUAUUUUGUUCUUAAUACUGAUGCAGAGAGGUUAUUUUGGCACUGAAGUUUUUAGAAGCCUUAAUUCUCUGAAGUUAUUCAAUGAUCAUAUUUAUGAAUUUUCAGUUUUUAAAAGCUAAAUGUGUGUGUCCCAAAUGAGGAGAGGUUUCUUUUUAUUUGCAGAGGUUUUUUCCUUUUAUUUUUUUAUUAUUUUAAUAUAUCCAUCUUUUAGCUGAGAGAACUUUAGUGCAAGUUCUGUUUCCUUUGUUGAAGGUUCAACAUGUUGUGUAAGAAUGCUGUUUUUAAAAAAAAAACCCAACAUAAUUUUUCCCAGUCUUUGUGCAAGAAAUAGCAAGUUGUGAACUGAGAACACAGACAUUAAAAGAAAAAUUAUCUUAAAAUAAGCACUGAAGAAAAACGGCAAAAAUAUAUACUCAUUUUACUGAUAAGCUGCAUGACUCUUCUGCUCACUACCAGUACUUUGGAGAAAAGGGUCUUGAGCAAGUCUACAAUAUGUCUUAAUUUCUAAUUUAUACAAAAUUUUAUUUGUUGCCUUUCUCUGCAUACAUAACUUAUGCCGUAAAAAUAUUAGGGACUUCUGUUUCAGUUUAAAAUGUGGCUGUGUGGGAAGUAGAUUUGCAUAAUUAAGAAAAAUAAAUGAAACAAACAACAACGACAAAAAAGAAAACCUAGCCCUGUGCUUAAUGCAGAAGGUUUUGUAAUGGCCCAGAGCUGUGCGGCAUCAAACCACUAUUUGGGGUUUGUUUAAAAAAAACCCAAACAGCAAAUGCCCCUCCACCCCCAAGCUGAAUGUCUUUCCUAUUAAUUCUCAUUAUUAUUAAGUUCUUUCUAAAUCGCAGUGUUGUAGGUGUUCUCUUUCAAUGGUUGUAUCUGGAAAAAAAAUAAUACUACCUUCUCUUAGUCUGGGCCACGCAAUCCAUGUUCCACGUAGUUGCCAAUACGAAUUCUCAGAUGCGGGAUGGGAGGCUGCUCUCCGGGUUGGGGGACCAGCCGCUCCUUCCCGGGUCCCACGGGAGGAGUGGGGUGAAGCCUGGCCACCUGAGUGGGAGGUUUGCAGAGGUGGUUGUCCCCCCCUCCUCCUCCUUCCCCUGCUGUUGUCCCUCCCCGCAACAAUCUCUUUCAAUCAUUGUCGCCGACACGGGACGCUGCCACCGAGGGCGGGGAUGCAGGGUGCUGGGUGUAAAAAAUCACAACCGCCCUGCUCAACCAGAGUUGGCAACUAUGAGUUUAUUUCCAUGUCAUUCUGUUUACUUGGAAUUUGCACUACACAUGUUGUGAGUGUAUGCUUUAUUUAUUUGUAGUUUGAAAUCCCAUGCCUGAAAGAGAAAGGAGAGAAACCCAUUUUACCUAGUGUUGUUCACUAACAUGGGAAGAGUUGUGAUGAUUACAGGAUGCUGAGAUCAUCUUCAUACACAGUGAUGCGAUAUUUCACUAUCAUUCCAUCAGGAGCCUCUAUCCUAUAGCAAUAAAUAACAGUACAGAUAUGUUUCUAAUAUACAGUACAGCUACUUGUACUGCUUUCUGAAUACUUGAAGAAAAUGGUAUUAUAAAUAAGCCUAUUAGCUAUACCUUUUUACAAUCUUGCAGUUUGCGGCGACUAAAGGAGCACACAGAGGCGAUGAAUGGUGGGAUGGUAAUAAGACUUCGAGUGUAUGAAUGACUUGGUUUAAAUGUGGGUUUUUUGGCAUUGAAGAAGGUACAAAAGCACUGACCGGAUGAUUAAGCAUAAUUUAAUCUCCACUGUGAUAAAACUUAAGCAAUAAACAUGGAUUUAAUAGAGAAAUUCUGUUGUUGGAAGUAUGUUUUUGUUCAAAUGAAUGCUGUUUAUUUUGAAGUACCCAGUGUGUGUGAGUAUAUAUAAAUGUGGAUGCUUAUUAGGAUACACCAAUUUUUUCUUCUUGGUAUGUACCGUGAUGCAUGAUACGUAUUUGAAAUGAAAAAUUAUUAUGUUUUGUGAAUGUAGAUCUAUCUCCCGUAGGAGCGUUGAAUCAAUUGCCAGGUGGAAUGCUUAACCAGACUUCUUUGUUAAGGCAGGCUUUUUUUUUUUUUAAAGUUUAUGUGAACAUUCCUGGUAAAGUGUGUGUUGUCUCUUUCUGUACGUGUUAAGUUAUACACAUUUCCUGGAAAGCAAAACUAAAAGUUUUUUCACAGGGAUGUUAGAUGAGACGAUUGAUUCCUGAAUAGUCUCUGUAGAUAUAAAGAAGCUGCAGUUCAGUUGUAAAAAGAGGAAGUUGCUGCAUUAUUAAUUGUAUUGCCAAACUUCUAGGUGGGUC
Molecule: messenger RNA, 4540 nt
Organism: Chroicocephalus ridibundus (black-headed gull)
Lineage: Eukaryota; Metazoa; Chordata; Aves; Charadriiformes; Laridae
Gene: UGT8
Product: UDP glycosyltransferase 8
Exons: 6
Coding region: 444-2069 (541 amino acids)
Biological process (GO): galactosylceramide biosynthetic process
Cellular component (GO): endoplasmic reticulum
Molecular function (GO): N-acylsphingosine galactosyltransferase activity
Source: RefSeq, a predicted model, not a curated record